This is a messenger RNA of Onychomys torridus (southern grasshopper mouse), 327 nucleotides long. Its product is annotated as 60S ribosomal protein L30-like. The transcript has a single exon. Lineage: Eukaryota; Metazoa; Chordata; Mammalia; Rodentia; Cricetidae. The record is from RefSeq and is a predicted model, not a curated record. Gene Ontology annotation, cellular component: cytosolic large ribosomal subunit. Gene Ontology annotation, molecular function: RNA binding; structural constituent of ribosome. Bases 1 to 327 code for a protein of 108 amino acids.
AUGGCCCCAGGAAAGAAUAUGGAAAUAGUCUCUAGAGUUGGUUUGCUUGUUUUGAAAAGUGGAAAGUGUGUGGUGGGGUACAAGGAGAUUCUGAAGAUGAUCAGACAGGGCAAACUGGUCAUUCCUGACAACUGUGCAGCUGUGAGGAAAUCUGGACUAGAAUACUAUGCCCUGUUGGCUGAAACUGGUGCCCAAUACUACAGUGACAAUAAUAUUGAACUGGACACAGCAUGCAGAAACUAUUACAGAGUGCAUACACUGGCUGUCAUUGAUCUAGGUAAUUCUGAUAUUCUUAGAGGUAUGUCAGAACAGACUAGAGAAAGGUAA